CCAACCAAACCACUUGUGGGGAGAAUGGCGGAUGAAGAGCAACACCUUCUUAAGUGCCAAUCCUACCAAAUCCCCGCUCCUCACUCCUCAACCUCGCUGGCCAAUUCAGGCAGCCGGAAAACCUCCAACAACUUAUUUUCUGGUUUUCAGGCGUGGUUUUCCGAUCACUGGCAGAAAUUAAGUGAUCCAAAGAUGGCGGGAGGAGUCUUUGCAGUGGAAGCAAGCCCGACGGCUGCGGGAUCCGGUGGGAAGAUAACGGUGGCGGUGUUUUUUACGUGCCUCAUGGCGGCAACUGGAGGUCUGAUCUUCGGCUAUGACAUCGGAAUUUCAGGAGGCGUUACAACAAUGGAGUCAUUCUUGAAGAAAUUCUUUCCAAGCGUUUUCAGGAAUAUGGCAUCAGCCAAACAGAAUGUAUACUGUGUUUAUGAUAGCCAACUCCUCACUUCCUUCACGUCUUCACUCUACAUUGCUGGUUUGGUGGCCUCACUUGGGGCCGGGAAGGUGACUCGAGCCAUGGGCCGCCGCGCAAGCAUGCUACUAGGGGGCUGCACUUUCUUGGCCGGAGCUGCCAUCAAUGGCGUGGCCGUGAACAUUGUUAUGCUUAUCUUGGGUCGAAUCUUGUUGGGUUUCGGGGUCGGCUUCACCAACCAGGCCACCCCAGUGUACUUAUCAGAGAUGGCACCACCAAAGUGGCGUGGCGCCUUCAACAGUGGCUUCCAAUUCUUCAUCGGCAUCGGUGUCGUGACCGCGAACCUGAUUAACUAUGGGACAGCCAGAAUCCACACCUGGGGCUGGCGUCUGUCCCUUGGCCUGGCUGCUGUACCGGCCCUCAUCAUGACUGUCGCUGCCCUCUUCCUUCCCGACACUCCUAGUAGCCUCAUACAACGAGGCCACACUGAGCUUGCCAAAGAGACCCUUCGACGAGCAAGGGGAUCCAGUGCUGAUCUCGAUGCCGAGUUUGAAGAGUUUGCUAGAGCGUGCCAAGCCUCAAAAGUUGUUACAUCACCUUAUCAAAUGAUAUUAAGGCGUCGUUAUAGACCGCACUUGGUCAUGUCUGUUGCAAUUCCUUUCUUUCAGCAGAUGACUGGAAUAAAUGUGAUUGCAUUCUAUUCGCCGAUCCUUUUCCAAACCGUUGGGUUCGGGAAGGACUCGUCUCUGAUGGCGGCAGUUAUACUGGGUUUGGUUAACUUGGCUUCCAUUCUUGUGUCGACCUAUGUUGUCGACCGGUAUGGCCGGAGGAUUCUGUUCCUUGCUGGGGGCGCACAGAUGAUCAUUUGCCAAAAUAUUUUUCUCCUUUUCCUUCUCAUGGUGCCCACAAAACAAGGUAGCAGUGGCAUGCGUGCUAGCAGCAAAGAUUGGAGCCUCCGGCGACAUGCCACUCACAAAGGGUGAUUCACUGGCCGUAUUGAUUCUCAUGUGCAUUUAUGCGGCUGGGUUUGGGUGGUCAUGGGGACCACUUAGUUGGCUAGUGCCGAGCGAGAUCUUCCCCUUAGAGAUCCGGCCAGCUGGCCAAAGCAUAAGUGUGGCCAUCAACUUUGUGACAACUUUUGUGCUUGCCCAAACCUUCUUGGCAAUGCUUUGCCAUUUCAAGUAUGGCAGUUUCUUGUUCUACGCAGGAUGGAUUGCCUUGAUGACUGCAUUUGUCGCCUUAUUCCUACCAGAAACUAAGGGGAUCCCACUUGAUGCCAUGAAUGGUGUGUGGAAACGACACUGGUAUUGGGGAAGGUUUCUAGCUGAUGAUGAUUCUAAUUUGUAGACAAUCUGUGAAAUAUUUUGGCACUCUCUCUCAUUCAUUAUCUUUUUCGUAGCUGAUGAUAAUUCGAAUUUGUAGACGAUCUGUGAAAUAUUAUGCCACUUUCUCUCCCAUUUGUCA
Molecule: messenger RNA, 1873 nt
Organism: Amborella trichopoda
Lineage: Eukaryota; Viridiplantae; Streptophyta; Magnoliopsida; Amborellales; Amborellaceae
Product: Major facilitator superfamily protein
Biological process (GO): monosaccharide transmembrane transport
Cellular component (GO): membrane
Molecular function (GO): monosaccharide transmembrane transporter activity
Source: RefSeq, a predicted model, not a curated record